AUGUUUUAAGGAAUAUUUGGUUAGUAAUAACAAUAACAACCCGCAGGAGGUGGUUUAUUUGGUUAACCUCAAUAAGGAACAUAAUAAAAUGUACCUAGUUUUGGAGGAGGAUAGUCAAAUGUUGGAAUGUAACCAGCUUAAGGUAUUUUUGUAUAAAAUCAACCAUAAAAUACUACUGGAGGAGGCAUUUUCGGAUAAUAACCUAAUUCAUAAGGUGCAGGAUUAUCUUUAUUUGGAUAAGCAGCAACAAAUCAAAACAAUAAUACUGCUAAUAGUGGAGGAUUAUUUGGAGGAGGUGGAUAAAAUUAAGGUUAAGGACUUUUUGGUGGAUAAGGAAGUAAUACUACUGGUGGUAAUGGAAUGUUUGGAGGAGGUGCUUAAUAAUAAGGUGCUUAAGGAGGAUUAUUUGGAGCAACAGCAGCACAACCAUAAGCAGCAGGAAUUUUCGGUACAUUCGGUUAAUAAUAAUAAAACCCAUAAUAAUAAUAAACUGGUGGAUUAUUCGGUACAACCCCACCUUUGAACUAAUAAUAAUCUUAAUUACCUACAUUUUGUCAUCCAGCUGGUGUGUUUACAGCUUCUAAUCCUUAAUAACCUUAAUAAGCUGGAGGUUUAUUUGGCUAAGCAACUUAAUAAUCAUAAUAAGGCGCUUUUUUGGGAGGAUUAGGUUAAUAAGGGGCCUCUGCUACUUAAGGUGGUUCAAUUUUUGGAGGGAAUUAAGCCACAGGAGGUUUAUUUGGAUAACAAUAGUAAUAAUAGCAACCAGGAGCAGGUGGAUUAUUUGGACAAUAAGCUAAUCCAGCUGGAAUAUUCGGGAAUACUUAAUAAUAAUAACCUUAAGGUGGCCUUUUUGGAGCCAUGCCAAAUUCUUAAUAACAACAAAAUCCUCAAUGUUAGACCGGUUUUUUUGCUCCUUAACAAAAUACUGCAAGUAGUGGUGGAAUAUUUGGAGGAGGAAUAGUCAAUAAUAACCUAAACUAAGGCGGCUUAUUAAAUAUGGGAGCUAAUUAAGGCAAUUUAAGUACAUAAGAUGCCUUAAUGGGCAAAUUUUUUGCAAAACCAUCUCAGAAUUAGCAAAUAUCGAAAACUAAUUAGCUUGGAAAGCCUACAGAAACUAAUAGUGUUAUGAGUGUAUCUAAUGGCUUAGAUUACUGUCUGACUGAAUGUUAACUUUUGUAAAGGAAAAUGGUUUAAAAUGGAUAACUUAAGCCAGGAUAAUAGUAAUAAUAAGGUGGUAUUUUUGGAGCUGCGGCACCUAAUUAGCCCACACCUUUUGGUGUUUAAUAAUAAUAAUAAUAGAAUACAGGAAGCUUGUUUGGUGCCUAAUUUGGAGCCACUUAGUAACCUUAGGUUACAGGUGGUCUUUUUGGAGCAUAGCCGUAAACAGGAGGCACAGGUUAGGGUAUUUUAGGAAAUUAGACUACUGGAUUAGGCGGAGGAGGAGGCCUUUUCGGAGCUUUAGGCGCAGGUCAAUAAUAACCAGUUUAAGGCUAACAGACAGGAGGCAUUUUUGGAAGUUAACCUUAAUAAUAGUAAUAAUAAUAAGCUGGAGGAGGUCUUUUUGGAGGAUUAGGUGUUACUGCUUAAACUACAUCAAGUUAACAAGCAGGAGGAAGUCUUUUUUAAAAUAAUUAAUAAUAAACUUCUACAGGAGGUGGAUUGUUUGGAGGAGGAAACAACACCGCAGCUACUGGAGGAGGACUUUUUGGAGGAAACACUUAAACUUAAGCUGCUACUACUACUGGAGGAGGUGGCCUUUUUGGAGGAAAUACCAGCGUAACCACUGGAGGAGGUCUUUUUGGAGGAAAUAAUUAAUAAUAAUAGGUUAAUUAACCAGCAGGUUAAACUGGAGGUGGCUUAUUUGGAGGAAAUACUGCAACUCCUCAGAGUUUUGGAGGAAAUUAAUAAGGAGGAGGGCUUUUUGGAACAACAAAUUAAACUGGAGGAGGAUUAUUUGGAGGUGGAAAUUAAUAAACUGGAGGAGGUUUAUUUAGUAAUACUUAAUAAUAAUAAUAAGGAUUCAGUGGAUAAUAAUAAUAAUAAUAAAAUUAAUAAUUUUAAUAAUAAAGUUAAUAGUUUUAAUCAUAAUAAGGAUUCGUUUAAUAGGUUUAAGGAGAUGAAUUUUUUAAGAAUUUGUUUUCUUAGUUUGAUAAUUAGAGUAUAUUUAAUAAAUUAUAAAAACAAAACGAAGAAGAUGAUUAAGUCUGGUAUUAUGCAAAUACUAGAAGUAAAAAAAAUAUUAAUUAAGAAUAAUAAAUAGGAUCAUUUGACUAAACUAAAAGUAACUUACUAGAAAUUGAGUAUAAUUCACUAUAUGGAUACAAAAAACCAAGAGCUUAGACUAAAAAAGGAUUCUAAAAAGAAGAAUAAAUAAAAGAAACAUUUAAAAAAUUCUCUUUAAAAUAAGGUAAAACGGGAAGUACUUAUUCCGAAAAAAGUAAUGGAGCUUAAACUUUUUUUGAAAAUAAUAGAAUUUCUUAAUAAUAAUAAUCAGGUUCUUUUAGUUUAUAGGAACAAAAUAUACCUUUUUAUAACUAAGAAACAAGAAAAACUGUAUAAAUAAAAGUCCUUCCAAGACAUACAGUGUAGGAAGUAAAGGAAAGAAUAAUAAAUUAAUAUUUAGAUAAUGUACAAGGAAAUGAAAGUGCAUCAAAUUAUUAAUUAUUCGCAAAACUAUCUAACGGGGAAAAAAUGCACUUAAAUGAUAUUUAAAAAUUUCUCAAAUAUUAAGAUUUGGAUGUUUCUAAAAUAGAAUAAGUAUAUUUAGUAAAGAAAAAUACUCUAUAAAAUUAAAGAAAAUAAUAGUAAUAAUAAAGUUAAGAAUAAUAAUCUUUUUAGAAAAAAAAAAUACCUAUAUUGCCUAAAGGAUACGGUUGUGAACCUUCCUUGGAGGAAAUGUAAAAAAUGAAUAAUGAAGAACUUAAAGAAAUUCUAAAUUUUAAAAUAUUUAAUGAUUUUGCAACUGUGCUUUUUACAUAACCAGUCAAUGUGCUUGAUUUGGAUUUAAGAAAUAUUAAAUUCGAAGAAUAAUAAAUUUGCCUUUUUAUGCUUGAUGAUGAAACUAUUUAAGAUGAUGAAGAAAGUUCGUAAAGAGAAAAGCUUAUCUAUGAAAGAUUGAAUAAAACUGCAGUUAUUGAAUUCCAUAAAUUCGGAAACAAGUAGAUUUAAGAAGGAUAAAGUAAAGAAAGCGUAAAGGAAAAAGUUAAUAGAUUAAUAAAUGUAAAAAAACUAAAACUUAUAAAAGAAUAUGAUGUUGAUAACACAAAAUUAAUAUUUUUAUAAGAUAGAUUUGAAGAUUGAAAUAGUUUUUUUAUUUAAUUAUAUAAUAAAAAUUAUCAAAAAAAUUAUAUAUAGUUAUAAUUAUUUUAUAUUUUAUUUUUUCCUUUAAUUUUAAUAUUUUAAAAAAU
Ichthyophthirius multifiliis is the source of this 3407-nucleotide messenger RNA. RefSeq names its product macronuclear nucleoporin up98a, putative. The transcript is spliced from 3 exons. Gene Ontology annotation, cellular component: nuclear pore. Gene Ontology annotation, molecular function: structural constituent of nuclear pore. Gene Ontology annotation, biological process: nucleocytoplasmic transport. The record is from RefSeq and is a predicted model, not a curated record. NCBI's taxonomy places the organism in Eukaryota, Ciliophora, Oligohymenophorea, Hymenostomatida.